AUGGCUUUGGCAAGCGUCGCCUCCAAUGUGCCGUCCAAGGGAUUGCCGCGAAGAAAGAUCCUUGAUCGCUGGCUUUUGUGCUCAUCUGGCAGAUCCCUCGCUGUGAAGCCCGAAGAAGGACGCGGCGAGCCAGCACCAACAGGGAUAACAAGGAUUGGAGGGCGAUCACCAAGAAAAACAACACACGACAGGUCCGUUUUCUUGGUGAUGGAGGUGCGCGGAUCGAGCGGGCCGUCGACGGGUUUCUGCGGGCAGCAACCUAACUACCCUUGA
Messenger RNA from Purpureocillium lilacinum, 273 nucleotides. The record is from RefSeq and is a predicted model, not a curated record. NCBI's taxonomy places the organism in Eukaryota, Fungi, Ascomycota, Sordariomycetes, Hypocreales, Ophiocordycipitaceae.